Postia placenta MAD-698-R-SB12 is the source of this 891-nucleotide messenger RNA. RefSeq lists its product as hypothetical. Lineage: Eukaryota; Fungi; Basidiomycota; Agaricomycetes; Polyporales; Adustoporiaceae. The coding region runs from base 1 to 891 and encodes 296 amino acids. The transcript has 3 exons. Gene Ontology annotation, cellular component: mitochondrial inner membrane; mitochondrion. Gene Ontology annotation, biological process: ubiquinone biosynthetic process. The record is from RefSeq and is a predicted model, not a curated record.
AUGUCUCUCGUUGUCAAUCGUCUUUGCGCUGCUCGCCAGUGUGUCUCAUUGGCGGUUAAACCUCUGUCAAACAAUACUGGAGCAACAAGUCUACUGUCUCGAGGAUGGCAGACGCGCUUGGCUAGUUCUAAGCCAGCAUAUGAAGGUCAUGUCCCGCUGAACUGGUUCGAGGCGGGCUUUCUGGCCGUCGGCUCCGCGUUUAUGUCUCUUGCCAAUCCGCGGAGGGGAGACAUGGUUGCGGCUCUCGGGGACGUUACAUCUGGGCCCGUGCUUCCUCGACUCAGGGACGCCAUGCUCGAGAGCGCCGAAGGCCGACGAAUACUCAAGGACAGGCCAAGGGUGAACUCCAAGACUGUGGAUAUGAACAAGCUCGCCCUGUUGCCUGACGGCACCUUUGGACAUGCAUAUAUCACUUGGCUCGACCGCUGCGGAGUUACCCCAGACACUCGCGAACCCGUCCACUACGUGGAUGACCCUGAAUUGGCCUACGUCUUGCAGCGCUACAGAGAGUGUCAUGACUUCUACCACUGCAUCUGCUCUCUCCCCGUCAAUGUGGAGUCCGAGCUCGCCUUGAAAUUCUUCGAGUUUGCCAACCUCGGCUUGCCUAUGGCUGGAUUCGCAGCUGCCUUCGGUCACCUACGAUUGACAUCAGAAAAGCGCGCCAGACUCUUUAGAGAGUUUGUGCCUUGGGCAGUGAAGUGUGGUGGCAGUGCUAAGAGUCUGAUUACCGUUUAUUGGGAGGAACGAUGGGACCAGAAUGUGGAUGAAAUGAAGAAGGAACUUGGCCUGUGGGAUCCUCCGGAGGCCAGGUGGAGUAAGCCAUUGAGCGAGGCCAAAGCGGCAGCAGAGAAGAGGCGGAAGCUCAGCUUGCAAAGCAAUCAUGACGCAUAG